CUGAAAUCUGCGCGUGCAUACGUGUGCGCGCUUUUUAUUUAAUUCAUUAAUUUGUUUAAUUAAUUUAUUUAUUUAUCUGCUUCGUGUGUGCGCGAGUGCGAAUGUUCGCAUGGAUUUUAUUUUCUGCACGCGCUGAAUUUAGCUGUGUGCAUGCAGCGCUGUGAGGAGGGGGACAUGCACUUGUUAAGUGCAAUGCAGGACAGUGCAGCAGCAGCACAGCAGAGGAUGAUCAUUCUGCCUGGAACUAAGCCAAAGAAGUGACUGCGUCAUCGCUCUUGCUGUCCAAACAAGGGCAAACAGAUCCAAGACGGCACCUCGUCAUGAGCAGGAACAAAGGCACCAACCCAAUUGGCAAGAGCGCUGUCUGUCAACCUGACGCAGUCCAGCUGGAGUAAGACGAUUUUUUUUUUUUUUGCUUUUCUUUUGGGAUUUCUGUUCUUUCAGUAUCAGCAAAAUGUCAAAUCCAGAGGAACCAGUAUGGCUACCUGCUCGUCUGUCCUGGCUGAACCUGAGUACGCUGCUUCGGAUCUUCAUCCUGGCUUCAGGGGUAGCAGUAGUCACUUGUCAGCAAGUUCAGUACACCACAGUCACAACAAAUUAUGGUAAACUCCGUGGGUUUAGGGCGGCGUUGCCCAGUGAGAUCCUGCGCCCUGUGGAGCAGUAUCUGGGCGUACCUUACGCCAUGCCCCCUACAGGAGAAAGACGGUUCCAGGCACCUGAACCACCAAAUUCCUGGUCUGGCAUCAGGAACGCCACCCAGUUUGCCCCUGUUUGCCCUCAGUUCCUGGAGGACAGAUUCCUGUUGAGUGACAUGCUGCCUGUUUGGUUCACGGCUAAUCUGGACACGGUGGCCACUUACGUACAAGACCAGAGCGAGGACUGCCUGUAUCUGAACAUCUACGUGCCCACAGAUGAAGAUGUAAGCGGUGACGACGAGGACGUGCUCAAGCCGGUGAUGGUGUACAUUCACGGUGGCUCUUAUGUCGAAGGAACGGCGAACGUGAUUGACGGAAGCAUCCUUGCUAGCUACGGCGAUGUCAUCGUCGUUACAGUCAACUACCGCCUGGGAGUUUUAGGGUUCUUGAGCACAGGCGAUCAAGCUGCCAAGGGAAAUUAUGGACUCUUGGACCAGAUUCAGGCUCUCAGAUGGGUAAAAGAGAACAUCCAGGCUUUUAAUGGAGAUCCUCGAAGAGUGACAAUAUUCGGGUCUGGCGCUGGGGCGUCAUGUGUCAGCCUGUUGACUUUGUCCCACUAUUCGGAAGAUCUCUUCCAGAAAGCAAUCAUUCAGAGUGGUACAGCUCUUUCUAGCUGGGCCGUUAACUACCAGCCAGCCAAGUACACACGAAUGCUGGCCGAGAAGGUGGGGUGCAACGAGGACGACUCUAUGGAAAUGAUCCAGUGCCUCCAGAAUAAAAACUACAAAGAGCUCAUCGAGCAGAACAUAACUCCUGCCAAGUACCACAUCGCUUUUGGACCAGUAAUUGAUGGAGAUGUUGUGCCAGAUGACCCACAGAUCCUGAUGGAGCAAGGCGAGUUUCUGAACUACGAUAUCAUGCUCGGGGUAAACCAGGGCGAGGGCUAUAAAUUUGUGGACGGUAUCGUGGACAGCGAGGACGGUGUUGCUGGAAAUGACUUUGAAUUUGCCGUGUCAGAUUUUGUUGAUAACUUGUAUGGCUACCCAGAAGGGAAAGAUACCCUGCGAGAGACAAUAAAGUUCAUGUACACAGAUUGGGCAGAUAAGGAAAAUCCAGAAACAAGACGUAAAACGUUGGUUGCGCUUUUUACCGAUCACCAGUGGGUGGCUCCCGCUGUGGCCACUGCGGACCUACAUGCUCAGUAUGGUUCACCUACGUAUUUCUAUGCCUUCUACCACCACUGCCAGAGCGAAAUGAAGCCGGCCUGGGCAGACUCUGCGCAUGGAGAUGAACUUCCAUAUGUUUUUGGUAUCCCAAUGAUUGGCCCAACUGAUCUCUUCAGCUGCAACUUCUCUAAGAAUGAUGUAAUGCUGAGUGCUGUGGUUAUGACCUACUGGACUAACUUUGCCAAAACUGGAGACCCAAACCAGCCGGUUCCCCAAGAUACAAAAUUCAUUCACACCAAACCUAAUCGCUUUGAAGAAGUGGCAUGGUCCAAAUACAAUCCCAAGGACCAGCUGUAUCUUCACAUUGGUCUCAAGCCACGUGUCCGAGACCACUACAGGGCCACGAAGGUUGCUUUCUGGCUUGAGCUAGUGCCACAUUUGCACAACAUCAACGAACUUUUCCAAUAUGUCUCGUCAACCACCAAGAUCCCUCCUCAGGAUACAACUCCUUUCUCGUACACCAAGCGCUUAUCCAACAAACUUUGGCCAUCCACCACCCGGCAUCCCUCGGUUCCUUCAUCCAACACCAAGCAGUCCACAGACCAGCAGAAGAAUUCAGAGCAUGAGGACAGCUCUGUAACCAUAGAAGCUCGAGACUAUUCCACCGAAUUGAGCGUCACUAUCGCCGUUGGAGCAUCAUUGCUCUUUCUAAACAUCCUGGCCUUCGCAGCCCUCUAUUACAAGAAGGACAAGCAUCGUUUUGAGUCCACUCGCCGCCCGAGUCCUCCAAGGAACCUUGCUAAUGAUGUACCAAGGGUUCCAAGCGAGGAUCUGAUGUCUUUGCAGAUGAAGCAACUAGAUCACGACCAUGAUCAUGAUUGUGAGCCAUUGCAAGGGCAUGACAUGCUCCGGCUCACUUGUCCAGACUACGCCCUCACUUUACGUCGUUCCCCGGAUGACUUCACAAUCAUGACGGCAAACACCAUCACCAUGAUUCCCAAUUCUCUCUCUGGGAUUCAGUCGCCGUACCAUCCUUUUAAUCCGUAUGCCAACAGCACUCCGAGCAAUACCGGCCUCCCUCAUGGACACUCUACCACUAGAGUAUAACUCAGUGCCAAUGACUGUACUUUACAAGCAGCAGAUUAUUAUUUAAGUCAAACAGAGUGCACCUGGUUGUUUGGAGACAAGCACCAAAGGUGUUAUUUUAUUACUGACUACUCUAUGAACUAUCUCGAAUAACCUGUAUAAUGUGAACAAUGAAUGUAAUGAUUUUCACAUUUAUGGCAAAGCCAAGAAAGCAUAGGACUUUUCUUUGAUCUCUAGCACUACGAUACCCUAUAUGAAAACCCAUUGUUUGAGUCCUGAUCUCUUUGCUUAGAUUGUGAAGUCAUCUCUUGAGUAGAGACCCUCAAUCCUCAAUCAGUAAUAUCAGUUUUUUUUUUUUUGAUUGGCUGCUCUGAUAGAAGCAGUAGUAGCAUUAGCUACUAUUAGUAGCAUUAGAUAGAAGCAAUAGUGGUCAUCAUGGCUGUCUUAAGUACCUGAGAUCAGUAUUUGAUUAUUUAUUGAAAGAAAAGUUUUGCUAUAAUUAGGCUUGUGCAGUAUUGACUUUUCCCUGCUCGCAAUUCACUUUAAAAAGUGAAUUUCAAUUUAAAAAAAAUUAUACCUGAUUUAAUUAUCCAGAACCGAUAGCCUAAAAAAAAAAAAAAAGGAAAAUGAUCAUUUCCAAACCCAUUUCAGGUGUAAGGAGACUACACUGAUAGAUUUUAUUUCACGUUAAUGGACUCAAACAUUCCUCCAUUUACCUUUGCAGAAAGCAAGGUCAUGCCGCAAGUCCCGAAAGCCCUGAGAGCAGGAGAGAUGAGGAAAAGGGGUGGGGCUUCCUGGCAGAGUUGUUUAAUAUUGGAGAGUUCAAAACACCUGCGUGAAUCAUUCCAGAUUAUUAUGUUGACUGGUUCUUCAUCUGUUUGAUAGGGGAGAAAAACGACUGCACUUUUGGUAUACGUAUGUUACAGUGGUAACUCGUACCAGCGUACUCCAUUGUUAAAUUACGUAAAUGUUGGCAGUCCUGGUAAUAUAAUAUAAACGGAAUAAACAUCACUGGAUAUUGUGUAGAGACGACUAAAUAGCUAUGUCGCACAAGCCUAAUUAUAAUGUUAUGUCUCCUCGUAAUGGCAUUUUCUGAGAUUUGCACAUCUAAUGGAACGUUAAGAGAUCCAGAAAUCAUUGUUUCACGCUCAUACAGUUUAAAUCCAGACAAAGAGAUCAGAGUGCAGUGUAAAUAUCUGUGCCAUGUAUUGAGUGCUCAUACUGUAAAUCUUACGAGCUUAGCUCCUAAAAGUAAUUGCCUUAAACGGGCAAUAAUCCUAUUUCUCAGUCCAAAUAAUGCUUAUUUAAGAGCCUAAAGUAAUGUGUAUAUAGCUUAGGAUAAAGCACAAAACGAAGAAAAGGCUAGUGCUUGUAUUGUUGUUUCACUUCUAAAGACAUUUGCUUCAUGCAGACGCUGUCUAUCUUUUCCAUUUCAUCCAUUCUUAACAUGCUGUUGGUGUUUUAGAUCUCAUUCUCAUGCUGUUCGGUUACUCUGUGCCUCAAAGGCUAAAUGUCUUUUGUGAUUUUCAGAAACGUCCAAAAAUUGAGAACCUACUUGUGUGAAUGUCAAACUUUGCCAGUCCUCAGGAAGUGUCAACAGACAUGCUGUCAUUUAUUUACUGCCUACACAUUACAGUGGAGACAAGUCGCAGGAUUUUAUAGCCCAGCUGUUUUUAUCCGCAUCCACGUUUUGUAGCUCGUUAUACUGCACGAAAGGUUUGAUUUAAGCCUGGUCGCAGUUAGAGUUCCAGAAUUUAGUACCUUACAUUCAAAAGUUGCUUCAUUUACAGAGAAAUCAAUGUGUGAUGCUUGAUUUGUCCACCAUGAAAGUCUCCCAAGGGCAAAGAAUCAUAGAGACAUUUCUAAGAACCAUACUCCCAUCUGCAGUGUGUUGAUGUCAUACAGCACGGCCCUUUAAAACCACUGCUCUGAAAUUCGGAACUGUUAUCAGAUUGAUGCAGUUUCGCAAAAAGAAUAUUUUUAGAAUUAGAAAAAGUCUACUAAACAUUCUUGCUAACCUUGAGACUUUCAGAAAGAGAGAGAUUUUUUUUUUUUUCGAAACAUCCCCAGAAAGAUUCAGGUUUCAGACUUCGUUGCAUUUUGUUGACUUUUAUGGAUGAAAAACUAAGAAAGGAAACAGAAAUAUAGCUGCAUAAAUAUAACUGCAAACAACAUCUGCGGGGUCCAAGCACCAUUCGCAAGUAGUGCCCCUUGUUAACCCUGUCCAAUGCCUGUUGGAUUCUGAUUGGCUGAUGACGGACAUGCUUUUAGAUAAUCAGGUCGUCGUAAAAACUCAACAUACAGAUUAGAACAAAGAUGCAGUCUACCAAAUUUCAGCUCGACCAGACUUACAGUUCCUGAGAUAAUUAUUGAGGUUCAGACUCAACUAAGUAUUUUGACAAAAAUCAUAGGACUGCUUUUUGGAUAUUAGCUCGGAGUUAGCUUGGAGCUAACUUGUUCUUGAGACUUUAUUGUUUGGCUGAUGGCAAGGAAUCAGGAAACAAAAGAAUUCCCACAGUAUAACUCAUGGUGAAAAAAACUGAGCUAUAGCAUCACCAUCAGAGCCUGAUAAAUAGCAUAUGAAGAAGAAGAACAAAAACAAAAAGAAAAAUCCGAGCAAAAACUGUACGGUUCCAUCAUCUUUGGUGCUUGGACCCCUAAUUAUUGCUGAAGACUCAUCAUCUGUUGGCUUCACAGACUCUUAAAUGCAUGUCAGGGGGUGUGGCCUAUAGUCACUUCUUCCUGACCUAUUGACUAUCAUGCAUAAAGUUGGGAGAAUGAAGAGAAACGUUUUGUUUCAAAGUGAUACUCAUUUAGCCAUUAUUUCUCUGUGUAUGGCUUCUGAUACUUACAUUGAGUUUUUUUUCUUUAUUAUAAAGGCAGUCCUUGUAUAUAUUUAUUCUUCUGUAUUUUCAAGCUGGAUUUGUUUAAUCUGAGGAAGUACUAUAUAACAAGAUUAUUAUUUUAAUCUACUAUAAAUGUCUAUUGUCUUACAAGUAAUUAUUCCACCCGACGUAAAAGUUCAAAUUUACCUCCCGGUAACGUAAUAACAAAAUAUGGAGCUUUGUUGUUGUUGUACAUCUGCGCUAUGAUGAAUACAUCCAGGCUGUUGGUAUGAAUUUGAUGAUUUGUUGAUUACAGAUCAAACUAAUCCAUCUUUAAUAUGGCUUCAGGCUUCAUAAAAAAUGAUCUGAUGCUGGUCUACUGUAACAGAAGAGUAAUGUAAAUGAAUCCUGAAGUCAUCUAUCUAGGACUAACACAUGUCUCGGCCCAGUACAGAAAUGAUUUGUUAGACAGCAGGGUAAACUCGCAGUUAUUUUUGAAAUGUUUGCUUUUGGCUCGCCAUGUAUGAGACUUUUCUGCUGCCAUUUCUAAAAUAAAAGUAUAUUAAAAGAUUGUA
Pangasianodon hypophthalmus (striped catfish) is the source of this 6287-nucleotide messenger RNA. RefSeq names its product neuroligin 4 X-linked b (gene nlgn4xb). Gene Ontology annotation, biological process: modulation of chemical synaptic transmission; postsynaptic membrane assembly; chemical synaptic transmission. Gene Ontology annotation, molecular function: neurexin family protein binding; signaling receptor activity. Gene Ontology annotation, cellular component: synapse; postsynaptic specialization membrane; cell surface. The transcript is spliced from 6 exons. NCBI's taxonomy places the organism in Eukaryota, Metazoa, Chordata, Actinopteri, Siluriformes, Pangasiidae. The record is from RefSeq and is a predicted model, not a curated record. The coding region runs from base 455 to 2908 and encodes 817 amino acids.